AUUUAAUAAUUUCAACUUACAUUUAAGACCACAACUCAGUUUAGCAAUUUGGUUUGGUUCAUCUCUACCCCCAUCCAUUUCUAGAUAAAACCGAAAAGCUUAUGGCUGAAUCUCAAGUUAGCGGCGAAGAUAGAGGAAGGUUGUGGACACUCAAAGGCACAACUGCACUUGUUACCGGUGGCACUAAAGGCAUUGGGUAUGCUAUAGUUGAAGAAUUAGCAUAUUUUGGAGCAACAGUAUACACAUGUUCACGUAAUAAAAAAGAGCUUGACGAAUGCUUAGAGCAAUGGAUGAGCAAGGGAUUUCAAGUAGCUGGUACUGUAUGCGACCUUAUGUCACGUUCCGAGAGGGAGAAGCUUAUGGACACUGUUGCCCUUUAUUUCAGUAGGAGGCUCAACAUUUUGGUGAAUAAUGCUGGGGUGAUUACAUAUAAGGAAGUUAUAGACUUGAGUGCGGAGGAUUACAACACCAUGAUGGUUACUAACUUUGAGGCCAGUUACCACUUAUCUCAACUUGCAUACCCCCUGUUGAAGGUAUCAGGAAAUGGAAAUCUCAUCUCCAUCUCUUCAAUUGCAUCUCUUGUAGCGUUACCAGCAAUGUCCGUGUAUUCUGCAACUAAAGCUGCAAUGAAUCAAAUGACAAAAAACAUGGCAUGCGAAUGGGCUAAGGAUAAUAUUCAUGUUAAUGCAGUUGCACCAACAGUCAUUGCAACCCCUCUCAUAGAAGAAGCAAUUAAAAAUCCUGUGCAAAAGGAACAAAUUGACAAGUAUAUUGUUCGAACUCCAUUGGGCCGACCAGGAAAGCCUAAUGAGAUUUCAUCUAUUGUGGCAUUCCUUUGCUUCCCGGCUGCUUCAUACGUCACAGGCCAGAUCAUAUUUGUUGAUGGAGGAUAUACGGCAAAUGGCUUUUAAAAAUUAGUCAGUACGCCAAUAAGGUUAUCUAUUUUAAAGUUGUGUGACAUAUGGAUUAGGUACCUAAAGUUUGAUGAGUUGUGCUAAUAAAUUAUGAGAGCUGCAUUUUAAUAUAAUUUACUAUGUUUGGUUUGCAAUGUAUAAACUUUAAUUUUUAUGUUCGUACAAUUAUUUAGAAGAUGUAUCUUCCCCGUUGUGAAAAGAAUAAUAAAGUCAAUGGAGGAAAUUAUUGUUGGGGUUGAA
This is a messenger RNA of Nicotiana attenuata, 1154 nucleotides long. Its product is annotated as tropinone reductase 1-like. The transcript is spliced from 5 exons. The record is from RefSeq and is a predicted model, not a curated record. The coding region runs from base 102 to 911 and encodes 269 amino acids. NCBI's taxonomy places the organism in Eukaryota, Viridiplantae, Streptophyta, Magnoliopsida, Solanales, Solanaceae. Gene Ontology annotation, molecular function: oxidoreductase activity.